GUGACGGCACGAGGAAAAUUUUCACUUCUGUUAGCCAUUUUCGUAUCGAGUUUGCGUACUGCGUAGAAGCAGAAAGUUUGUAUUUGUACUGAAAACUAAAUGUUUGAAGUGUUCCGUUUUGCUAAAUAUUGUUGAUUUUUGGAAUCAGGAGCGUAGGAUCAUUAUCAGGCAAAAACGCUGAUAUUGGAUUGACCAUCUCUGUUGAACAGAGCGCUAAAAGUAGCAAAUCGGACUCUUUGCUCUCGAUACGAGGUUGAACUGAGUUGUAUUAGGGCCGGAAUAGCUAGGGUCACUGAUUUGUAAGUUCUAACCUAUAAAACCAUUUUGAACCAUGUUUGUAACAACUUAUCAUUUGUUCCGUAGAAUUGAAGCAUCACUACAAAACUAUAAAUAUAGUCUGCUAUCAGUACCAGUGCAUCGCUUUUCAUUUGCCGCCCUAUCACAACAUUCUUCAAUUAAAUCAAAUUGAAGUCGAAAUUCGUCGAGCAACUGGGAAUCGUCGAAAUUAACUUUAUGUUCGAGGUUCGCCAACAAAGAUGGAACGAGAAUUUCAACCCAAGACCGGAACUGGUCCGGAAGCUGACAACGACACCACUAUUGUCGAUCAAAACUCCAGCUGCGUGGCUUGCAGCAAACCAGACAGCUUUGACGAUAUGGUUGCCUGCGACUUGUGUGAUUCCUGGUGGCAUCAGUGUUGCGCGGGAGUAACCAAGUCAAUUAAGGACCGUGAUUGGACAUGCCCCAGAUGUUUGCCGGUUCCAAGUCGAGCAAACUCGAUCAGAUCCACUUCGACGGUGCGUAAGGCCCUCCUCGAACUUAAAUUGCAACGACUCGAGGAAGAGAAGGAUUUGAAACGGAAGCAGUUCGAAGUGAAACGGAAGCAGUUCGAAGUAGAACAGAAGCAGUUCGAAAUUGAGCUAGAUCAAAAGUGUUUAGACGAAAAAUAUCGUCUGCUGGAAGCUGCCGCGGUCGAUGAUGACAUUGACAGCGAAGGAAGCCGCCAAGAAUAUCACCGUAGACGGCAACGAACGGAGGACUGGGUGUCCAGCAGAACAAGCAACGUUUCGGAAAGGCUCGAAGGAGCUGUUGGUGGUGUCGACGAGGGGCGUACCGACGCCCAGCCGAUUGAAGCUGAACAGAUUCAGCAAGUAAAUAGUGUUGUUCGCGAGCUCAAUAGCAAGGUGGCAAACUGCCAGAAGGAGCCGGAUCCAUUGUAUGCGAACUUGAAAGUUAUCCUGAAGGCGUGCCAAAUUCAAAAUAACGCUUCAGUGAGUGGCACACCCUACACAGGCACAGUGCCAAAAAGCACCCGAAUGCUGGCUCCGCCGAUUGCUCCCCGUACAUUCGAGCAGUAUGAGCGUCGAGAAGAAAAUGUCUUUCCUGACAGCACGGAAUAUUCUAUGCAGAACCAAUGUAGUUAUCGGAAACAUCCGCAGGUGGAACCCGGAUAUAACGCACCGGUGCCGCAACACAUAGCACCCGAACGUGAUGUAAUGCCAAGCAAUUUGACACCCUCGCCACAGGCAGGCUUGUCUGGCAAUCGAAUUCAACAUUCGUCAAUUGUUUUGAGCACACCAUCGGCAUCGCAGAUUGCUGCCAGGCAGGCACUUUCGCGAGACCUCCCAAUAUUUUCCGGCAAUCCAGCUGAUUGGCCGGUGUUUAUCGCCAACUACAAUUAUACCACAGAGGCGUGUGGAUUCAACUGUGGAGAAAAUAUGAUCCGCUUACAGCGUUGUCUGAAAGGUCCUGCGUACGAGGCAGUCAGAAGCAAGCUGGUCAUACCGUCAUUGGUUCCUGCGGUUAUCGACGCGUUAGAGAUGCGGUUUGGGCGUCCCGAAUUGUUGAUCGAGACUUUCAUCAACAAUGUGAAAUCUACGACGCCACCCAGAGCGGAUCGUUUGGAAACCCUAAUAGAUUUUGGGGAGAAGGUGCAGACUCUUUGCGACCACAUAAUUGCUGCCGAUCUGACUGAUCAUUUGGCCAACCCGCAAUUGAUGAAGGAUCUAGUUGAAAAAUUGCCCCCUGACUACAGAAUGAAGUGGGCCGAAUUCCGUGAGCCACUGUCGAAAGUAAAUUUGCAAACGUUCCGAGAAUUUAUGAAUCGGAUUGUCAAGAAUGCUUACCGUGUAACUGGUGCAAGGUCGUUUGUUGAAGAGAUGAAAUCGGUGAAGCGCGACCGAGGAAAGAAUCUAAACUACAGCUUCAUACAUUCCGAAACCGGGGGGAGUGACUCCGGCCAGUCAGCCAAAGUCUCAGCCGAUGAGCGGAAGCCAAUUGAAUGUGCCGUUUGUGGGAAAAUUAAUCAUCGAGCCAGGGAGUGCGAAGCAUUCCAAGCGCUGUCCGUAGAUGAACGCUGGACACGUGUACGGAAUCUUGGACUCUGUCGUACGUGCCUUUACGGACAUGGACGUCGCCGAUGCAGGAGUACAAAACGCUGCGGAAUCAAUGGCUGUGAGAAACGGCAUCAUCCGUCGCUGCACUCCGACCGGAAAUCACAAGAUGCAGCUACGACGACGGUGGCGUCGCUGCAUGCUGCUAUGAACCACCAAACUGAUGGUGCUGAUCCAACAUUAUUCUUCAGAAUUUUACCUGUGACGGUCUAUCAAGGUCAACAUUCUAUCGACACAUUCGCCUUUGUCGAUGAGGGGUCGGCACUUAGUAUGAUGGAUACCGAGCUAGCUGAUAAGCUUGGACUUCGAGGACGAAAGCAACCACUUUGCCUUACGUGGACGGCACAAGUAUCCAGAACUGAACAAAACUCCCGAAGAGUGUCAUUUGAAAUUUCUGGUCUGGGUAAACCGAAAAGGUUCCGAAUGACAAAUGUUUGCACCGUUGAUUCAUUGGGCCUGCCAGUGCAAAGUUUGCCCAUCAGCGACUUGCAAGAACGAUAUCAAUACCUUCGAGGGAUUCCGGUUUCUGGCUACCAGAAUGCAGUGCCCCAGAUAUUGAUUGGCGUGGACCAUCUGAGACUGGUCGUGCCUCUCAGAGUUCGAGAAGGAGGUCAGCAAGAACCAACUGCAGUUAAAACUCGUCUCGGUUGGAAUAUUUACGGAGGACAAGGAAAUUCGAAGCUUUUCGCUUUGAAUCUGCAUCUGUGCAAAUUUAGUUGCAGCACGAAUUUUCAAAAUUCAAUUGAAGGGUACUCUGCUAUCGAAGAAGCAAAAGCAGAAGUUAAGCCCACAUUGCAUCAUGUGUCAGACCAAGAUGCCCCUGCAGUGUCUUUCUUGAAAGCCACAACUGUCCGUGUGAACGAUCCAUUGUUGGAGGCUAGCGUUGGAGAACAAGUCGACGAACAAGUAAGAAGAAGUCAUGCGCAUAGCGCUACCGUAGCCGAGCUGACAAUAGCAGAUCCGCGGAAGAUGCUAUAUCUGCCACUCAAACUUGUGGCCAAUCUGAGGAAGCCGAUGAAAAUCCGCCAGCCUUGGGCAGCUGCCGCUCCAGUGGAUGAUAUCGUCCCGAAUACCAUGCUUUUCGAGGGCUCAGAACUCCUGACAUCACUGCUGGCGAUCUUAUUGCAUCUCCGGCAUCAUGUAGUUGGUGUGAGUGAUUAUACGCAAAAGAGAUGUCAACAAGUUAAUAUUCGCAAUGAAAAUCGAGAUGUCCAACGAUUUUUCUGGCGUAAGGAUCCGACCAGGGAACCAGAAGCGCGUUUAAUAGAUGUGAUUGUUCCUAAAUAUUGCGACAAAAUCCUUGCUGGCAAUUUUCUGACCGUUGAGGAGCUAAAGCUGAUUUCUGCUAAGAUGACGGAAGUGCACCGAAGUGGCAGCGCCCAGCCGCGAAACGUUAGCUCCAAUAGUACGGCAGAAAAGGAUCAUCAUGAUGAACGACCUAAGACGACAACUUAUGUCAGUGAAAACGAAGCGGCUACACCAGUACGAAUUUUAGUGGAAGAGACGAAAUGUGAAACCGUCACUUUGUUCUCCAAGCCGAAAGAGAAUAUUUUGAACCGGGUGCAAGACAGUCCGAAAUCAACUAUUCGAGAGACCAUUAGAUGUGCGACGUUGCUUUUCGAGGUUCUUCGCACACUUUCUCUACGUAUUGUUCGAGGAGAGGUUCUUAGCCGAAAAUGGUGGUGGUCAGGCGAAGGAUGGAAAGAAGAAAGAAGUGAUGGUAGCUUCAAUCAUUGGCGAAAGUGGCUCCAAACUUUGUUGGACGUGCGACGGGCUACGAUACCGGAAGAAUGUACCCACGAUCUCCUGAAACGAGCAUGGACUAAGGUGAAAAAGAAAUUCGAGCAGUUCUGGCGAAGGUGGGUUUUGGAGUACCUGCCAACACUAACCAAACGUACUAAGUGGUUCAAUGAAACGAGAGAUAUUGCGGUAGGAGAUGUGGUACUCAUAUUCAAUGAAGGAAAGCGGAAUUCCUGGGAGCGAGGAUUGAUCGUAGAACUCAUCGCUGCAUCGGAUGGACGGAUUCGACAAGCCUGGUUUCGAACGGGCAAUGGUGUAUAUCGGAAGCCGAUUGCUAAGCUAGCAAUCCUUGAAGUGUCGUCUCGAGAAAAUGGUUCCAGAGAGUUGCCUGACUGCGAAGGUGGCUCCAUAGUGAGCAACGAUGAAGGCGUGAACGAGGAUUCCGGAAGUGAUGAAACCGAGGCCAGCCGUAGGUUCCAUCGGGGGGAGAAUGUUGGAAAACUGGUCACCGUGCCAGUCCGCGGUUUUUGCAAAAGUCGCUGAGAAAUAACAGCGAAAACUAAACGUCAUCGUUGCCGCCAAAAGUGACGGCACGAGGAAAAUUUUCACUUCUGUUAGCCAUUUUCGUAUCGAGUUUGCGUACUGCGUAGAAGCAGAAAGUUUGUAUUUGUACUGAAAACUAAAUGUUUGAAGUGUUCCGUUUUGCUAAAUAUUGUUGAUUUUUGGAAUCAGGAGCGUAGGAUCAUUAUCAGGCAAAAACGCUGAUAUUGGAUUGACCAUCUCUGUUGAACAGAGCGCUAAAAGUAGCAAAUCGGACUCUUUGCUCUCGAUACGAGGUUGAACUGAGUUGUAUUAGGGCCGGAAUAGCUAGGGUCACUGAUUUAAUUGAAGCAUCACUACAAAACUAUAAAUAUAGUCUGCUAUCAGUACCAGUGCAUCGCUUUUCAUUUGCCGCCCUAUCACAACAGUAUAUAUUUCUAUACGGCGGUUUCGAAAAGGGUCAGUUCAGGUGUCUAAGGGCAUAAAGCAAGAAGCGCCGCUGGAUAGCCUUGACCCAUUCGGCUCCGUUCUGGUAGUAGGGACACCAAAAAGCAGAAACGUAUUCUUUAAUGUGGUCUCCGCGUGCGAUCAUCCCCUAGAAAAUACUCCCCAGUAAAAGACAGCCGCUAACGUGAUAAUUUUACGACUGCGAUUCAAAGUCAACGCACCAGUGAGCGAAGAGGUUGAACUGAUUUUUCAGGAAAUUAGGAGUCGUCUUUAGUUUGAAACAGUUUAAGAUCAUCAGCAUAGCACAGUUUUGGGCCGUCAAAAAGCAAAAGCACGCCGUUAAAACUGUUCGAACUGAUCACUAGAAAAGUUGUGAUUACAAGACGAGAAAAACAUUUGUCCUAUUCCUAUCCUCUAUUUUAUGAACCGACAAUAUAUGGGGCUUGUAGGAUAAAUUUGAUAAUUUCAUAUCAAUUCUAUUUCAGAUCUUUAUCUUCAUCUGUGUAGGAGGGGAAAAAGCCAAUACUUAUAAAAAAAAAUGAAUUAUCAUUUGCAUCAACAGAUUACAAAUCUCCCUGUUUCGUAAUAAGAAGGGGGCAUUCAUUAACAUAUAAGGUACACCGGGGCAAGUGCAAACUGGGGGCAAGUGCAAACGUUCAACUUUUCUCUGUUACAAAAAAAGUAAAAAAUAUUUCUUCUUCUAGAAAUUGUUGUUUAGACCCAAACAAACAAUCUGACAUAGAUAAACUAAACUUUCUUUAAUUUUUUCUCUAAAAACAUAGCACUGUUUGAUCACACACGAAUUCAAGUGCGUACUAGACAUGAACAGUGUGUUUUUGUUUUGCAUAUUAUGGCUACAAAAAAGGGCAAUCAAAUCCGAAUUUUCGUUAAAAGGUGAGUGUUUGAGACCGAUAUUCUAGUAAAAGCAGAAAAUUUAUGAUAAAUUUUCAGUACUCCGCGAAAGUUGUGAACAUAAUAUUCGCUCUCGUUAACCCACACUGUGGGGCAAGUGCAAACGACACUACCGGGGUAAGUGCAAACGCACCUUUAAGCCAUGUAACAUCAGCCAUUACAGAAAAUUCAUCACAAAAAUGGUUCAGCAUUAUAUUAAAAUGGUCAGAAGGGAUAUCCAAAGUGAUUUAUCUGAAGCGGAUGUUCAAAGUUCCGUAAUGCCUUAGUAAAUGAAGGUCUUUUGCUUAAAACAACAGUCACCAAAAAUGGAGUUCCAAAAAGUUAUCAAUAUCGCAAGAAAACAGCAAAUAUAUUAACAAAAGUUGAUAAAACGUACCGGAACAUGUAUUCAAUUCAUUUUAGGACCGAUGCACUGACUCAUCUGUGAAUUACUUUGGAAAAAGUAUUGCGUUUGCACUUGCCCCCAUAAACGGGGCAAGUGCAAAUUUUGGAAUUUUUUCACCAAAGCACCGUUUCUUUUUACCAACAUUUUUUUAUUUUUCACUUUCAACGGAAAUUUGUUGAAAACUAUUUUAGUGAUGCAACGGACGAUAAUUGAUAAUUUUUGAACAUAUACAUAUUUUUCUAGGACAUGUGAAAGUUGAACUAUGGUGAAAACCGUUUGCACUUGCCCCGGUGUACCUUACACUUGUUUCUAUCAGGUUUAAUCAAAUAAGUUUUGCACUCCCCUUUUCGUACAAAUGCCCUAAUUUUUUGAAGCAAUAAAAGUUCGAUUUUUAUACUGAAACCUAA
This is a messenger RNA of Uranotaenia lowii, 6821 nucleotides long. RefSeq lists its product as uncharacterized. The transcript has 6 exons. The record is from RefSeq and is a predicted model, not a curated record. The coding region runs from base 537 to 4673 and encodes 1378 amino acids. Lineage: Eukaryota; Metazoa; Arthropoda; Insecta; Diptera; Culicidae.